Molecule: messenger RNA, 24867 nt
Organism: Pelobates cultripes (western spadefoot toad)
Lineage: Eukaryota; Metazoa; Chordata; Amphibia; Anura; Pelobatidae
Source: the annotation of a GenBank genome assembly
UCUUCCUGUUCCAGAUGUGGAAAGCAGCUGCAGGACACUCUCUUUCCAUCUCUGCUGAUGACACAGACGAUUGGGAGACUGAUCCAGAUUUUGUGGUGAGUUCCUAUCUACUGGAGGCCCUUUUUCCUUCUAAGAGUUUCUUUUUGUGGUGCCUGUACAUGGCCUUUUCAUAUUGGCUCCAAAAAGCAGGUCUGUGUUCUAAGUGAGUACCGUUCCUCCACCACUCCCAGUCUUGCCAAUGAUUCAUGCUGCAAGUAGCUCAGGAAGUGGCUUUUUGUGCAUGUAAAAUUCUUAUAUGGCUAAAGUGCUGAUAAUUUUUAUAGGGAGUUACUUGUUACUGAACACAUUCUAAUCAUCCUGAUUACUUAACCCCUUAAGGAUCAAAUGGUACACUUUGCCAGUCUAAAAUUUAGUCGCUGUAGACCUCAUAGCAGCACGGGAUGUUCUGCUUGCUUUACAUUGAAACAAUGCUGCACUUGGUUAAGGAGUAGAUCAUUUCAUUUUGCACUAAGGCUAGUAGAUAUAAAUAUAUAUUAUGACCACAGAGAUUAUUGGUCCUUUUAGAGGUUAAAGUUACAAAUUGCGUGAAAGACUAGUUAACAUUCAGAUGGGUAUAGACACAAUGUGUACAAACUGCUAUUGAAAUUAAUAGCAAACAUUUGGAUUUAUUUUGAGUUUUGGUUCCCACACACGUUGCCCUGGAGUGGAUACAUAGCCAGCCCUCCUGUCAGAGCUUCUGGGUAGUGAAAUCUACAAUCCUGCAUUUAUCAUACUAGGUGGAAUCUACAAUCUAGUCCCAGAAACCACCCCCUCCUGACUUUGCACAGCCUUCAAUUAACCCCUUAAAGGACUAAUGAUGUUACAGUGUUGCUAAAAUCACACAGUUUGGUCAUUAAUGGGUUAAACACACACUCGCCCCGCUGUAGCUUAGCGCAUGUUCAGGUGAGAUCUCGACAGACAGGGAUAGUAUGAAGCAAUUUAAUUUUUACAGGGCAGCCUCCCCUCAUCCUUGUUGGUUUUCUAUAACCAUAAUAUGCUUUGUUGAGAAAAAUGUGAAGGUGAUUUAUUACUCUGUGCUCUGCUUUGUGUUGUAUAAUGUAAAGAAUCCUGAUAUCCUGCCUGAUUAGACUGGUUUGAAAAAGGCUGCUUUAAAGUGUUUACAGUCUACGCUAAGUUUGAGUGUUAAAGGGACAGACUGAAAUACCCAAAUCACUUCAUCUUAAUGAUGAACAUGACCAGAAGUGUUCUGUCCUCUUAUCCAUACACCUACCUGCUACCACAGGCUCAUUCACAGCACUGUCUGAGAACAUGUAUCAGUUCCCUUAACUGUUUAUUCAUAAAAGUCUCAUAAAAUGUUUGCUUCCCAUUUUGAUAGUUAAUUGCCAUUUGAUUUACGUUUGAGACAAAGUUCAAAUCAGACUGGGAUAGUAUGAAGGAUUUUUUUUCUCUGCAGCUGGAUUAGAAUUUAUCGUGCUAUUGGUACGUGUUUCCAAUUGUAUUCUGCACCAAUCUUAAUUGAUUCAGUCCUCUGUGAUGACUACUGGGUUAAUAGAGUAUAAAAUAAACCAGGUAAGUGGCUCUGUCGCCUCAAACGUACCUUCCUACCACUGGUUUCUCUCUACUUCCUCUUUCAGAGUCUGUUCUCGUCUUAUUUCUCUUUAAGACAUAAAACUAAAACAAAGUGAGCGCCACUUUGUCUAACACAUUUUUCCUACACGUGACAAAUGUGUCAAAAGGGCGAGGCUUGCUUUAAACUCCACCUUUUGCCAGGAUUGCCUAGUGUAGGAAAAAUACAUAGGACAAAGUUGUCUGUACUUUUUCUUUUUUUUUUUUUUUUUAAGAGAAAUAGUAGAAAAGAACAGAUUCUGAGAGGAAGAUGAAAUAAUAUGGGAAUACAGGAAACCAUAGAAGGAAGGUAAGUUUGAGGUGACAGGUCCACUUUGAAAGAACACUCCAAAUACCAUAACUACUGCAGCUCACUCCUACAAGAGCAGACUGAAAGCAGUUGCUGUGGCCACUGGCACCCAGUGAGACCCAGUUGAGUUGUCAGACUGUACUAAAAUAGAUGAACUACAUACCGUGAGAUGUUGCCAUGGUUCUUCUGGCACCAUAACCACUACGUCAUGCUGUAGUGGAUGUGAUGUUUAGAGUGCUUCCUAAAGCAAAGAUUAAUGUUGAUGACAACUAAUUCAGUAGUCUGGGGUCCCCAGGUCCAACACCAUUCCAAUAAAUAUUAAUAUUGUUUAUAAGGUAAGGUAGCUCUGCCUUGCAGUUUCUAUGGCUUGAACAAGUAACUGACACUGACUUUAUUUUUGUUUUGAGUAGAACGAUUUAAGUGAAAAGGAACAGAGAUGGGGAGCAAAAACCGUAGAAGGAUCUGGUCACCAAGAACACAUCAAGUAAGUCCUGCUAUGUCUUGUAUUAGGCCAGGAUUUCAUUUAUCCCAUGGGAGCUCAGGGUAAUCCUAUGGGCUCAGUUAGUGUGCCCAGUUUGACCGGCUUCCUUCUCUCUCUGCUUACACUGUUUGCUCAGAAUUGCCGUCAAUGGCUGAACGUGGGAUAUGAAGGCCUCUGUUUUUAUUUGGAAAGUCAACAUGUUGGCUAAGCAUAUUUUCUCUGAAUUGCAUAGAUUGCUAGUUAAAACCAGUUUAUGAUACAACCAGUAAUGGACAUCACAGCAUUAAAGGGACACUCCACAGCCCAAACACAAUCACUGUUUAGCAGAUAUACCCCAGUGAAAACAUGCACACUUUUAAUAAUGCACUUUUUCAUUGGGGUAUAGCUAAAAACCGCUUACAUAACCUGCAGAUCUCUUGUCUGUUGCCUUUGCAAACCCUCCUCUUCUAACCCCUCCCAGACUUUCUGUGGCUGUCCAAUCAAAGACUUCCCAAUGCAGCUCAAUGAGACGUCUUGGCAAGGCAGGUGCUCUGGGGAAUUGCUGCCUUUUCAGUUUAGCUUCCUGAGCUAAACAACAAGGAAGUAACAGGUCCAAUUAUCUGAUUGAUACCAAGGUGGUAUCCAGGUACCCAGGUUAAUUUAUAAAAGUGCCAAGUUCUAUUGAAAUCUACACUUGUGAUAAAAUUUAAAACUAGGACACACUCUUCACACAUAACCUACUUCAGCAAGCUGAAUUGCUUUAGGAUCCAGAGUGUCCAUUUAAGUGUAAUAAGGGACCUUUGUUUCACCAAGCUCUGUGUAUUGACACCAUAUUGGCAACACACCCACUCAAUGAAUAUAUCCAUUCUUAACUAGCCACUCAUACAUACAUUAAACUAGGACCUCCCAAUCCAGAGCAUCGUCUGGCCUAUAGUGUAAAUAGAUCAUCCCUUUGUAGCCGUUUACUUAACACAAAAGCUGAGUAGCUGUGUGUGUGUGUAUGUAUGUAUGUGUGUGUGUGUGUGUGUGUAUGUGUGUGUGUGUAUAUAUAUAUAUAUAUAAAUAAAUAAAAUGACCCAUCCAUUUUCGGUUCAGGUCUGAGAGCUAAGGCAUAGACCUGUUUAUAAUUCAUUUGUGGAUUUUGAGUCAAUUUUCUAACACUGGAAUGAUGUGGGUGUCCUCUAAUGUUAUAAUGAAACUCUGCUUUGGUCUUUUGUAGCAUCCACACUCUGAGAGAUAAUGUAUCUCAGGAGCACCAGUCCCUGAAAGAACAUGAGCUGCACUCUGGACCACAAGCUUCUCAUGGUUAUGGUGGGAAGUUUGGGGUGGAGAAGGACCGUAUGGACAAAGUGAGUGGUAAAACUGAUGGCAGAUCAUAGGCAGUCUGUAAGAAACAACAGAACAGGAUAUGUUACAAUAUAGUCUCUAUAUAAACACAUAUUGCAGAGUAGCUGUACUGACAUGGAUCGGUUAGAAUGUAGAGUAACUGUACUGACCCUCCAUGGAUCGGUUAGAAUGUAGAGUAACUGUACUGACCCUCCAUGGAUCGGUUAGAAUGUAGAGUAACUGUACUGACCCUCCAUGGAUCGGUUAGAAUGUAGAGUAAAUGUACUGACCCUCCAUGGAUCGGUUAGAAUGUAGAGUAACUGUACUGACCCUCCAUGGAUCGGUUAGAAUGUAGAGUAACAGUGACCCUCCAUGGAUCGGUUAGAAUGUAGAGUAACCCUCCAUGGAUCGGUUAGAAUGUAGAGUAACAGUACUGACCCUCCAUGGAUCGGUUAGAAUGUAGAGUAACAGUACUGACCCUCCAUGGAUCGGUUAGAAUGUAGAGUAACAGUACUGACCCUCCAUGGAUCGGUUAAAAUGUAGAGUAACAGUAUUGACCCUCCAUGGAUAGGUUAGAAUGUAGAGUAACAGUAUUGACCCUCCAUGGAUCGGUUAGAAUGUAGAGUAACUGUACUGACCCUCCAUGGAUCGGUUAGAAUGUAGAGUAACUGUACUGACCCUCCAUGGAUCGGUUAGAAUGUAGAGUAACUGUACUGACCCUCCAUGGAUCGGUUAGAAUGUAGAGUAACUGUACUGACCCUCCAUGGAUCGGUUAGAAUGUAGAGUAACUGUACUGACCCUCCAUGGAUCGGUUAGAAUGUAGAGUAACUGUACUGACCCUCCAUGGAUCGGUUAGAAUGUAGAGUAACUGUACUGACCCUCCAUGGAUCGGUUAGAAUGUAGAGUAACUGUACUGACCCUCCAUGGAUCGGUUAGAAUGUAGAGUAACUGUACUGACCCUCCAUGGAUCGGUUAGAAUGUAGAGUAACUGUACUGACCCUCCAUGGAUCGGUUAGAAUGUAGAGUAACUGUACUGACCCUCCAUGGAUCGGUUAGAAUGUAGAGUAACAGUAUUGACCCUCCAUGGAUCGGUUAGAAUGUAGAGUAACUGUACUGACCCUCCAUGGAUCGGUUAGAAUGUAGAGUAACUGUACUGACCCUCCAUGGAUCGGUUAGAAUGUAGAGUAACUGUACUGACCCUCCAUGGAUCGGUUAGAAUGUAGAGUAACAGUAUUGACCCUCCAUGAUCGGUUAGAAUGUAGAGUAACAGUACUGAUCCUGCAUACAGUUUAUUGUACAUCUAAUUACAUAUAGUUUCCCCCCGCUUCCUCCUCCAUUCUUUAUUAAUAUAAUGAUAAUGUUUUUGUCUAUCUCCCUCUAUAAAGUGUUACCAACCUGUUUGGGAAUACAUGGUUAAUUCUCAUUCGUUUUGAGGGUUGAUCUCUAUUCGGGACAGUAGAUCAAACUUGCUGGGGAAGCUAAUUGAGGAUCAGGUUAAUAGGCUGCGCUGAGUACCGAGCGGCUCGUCUUAUCAGUGCUUGCUUUGCUGCUGUGUGACUGGCAGAUUGUAGGGGCCGGGAGAGUCUGCUGACAUCAAGCCAGGAAACAGACAUCGAUUUGAGAAGGCUGCUUCAAAGGGCCAUUGAAAAACCUGGCAGCUGAUUCAUAGCUUAAUGGGCUGCAUGCGGAGCCAGUUUAUCAUUCAGCUGCAUGCGCUUUGCUCUGUGUGUUUGUGUUAAGGAAACAGGAAGGGGUGGGGGAUUUUCUCCUAUUCCAGGGCUUGUCUGGCAAGUGAAACUGACUGUCCCUCUGACACUUUCCUGAUGUGACUUAUUAGCAGGAAUCCAAGUUUGGACAUUCAGAAGUGGGGAUUCUGUGUACACCUGUUUAUUUCAGGGCUCUCUGUAAAGCAGUCAUGGCUAACCUUAGUACUGCAGAUGUUUCAACUACAUUUUCCAUGAUACUUAGCUUGCCUAUCCAAGCAGGUGAGCGUUCUGGGAUAAUUUAACAUCUGACUAACGUUGGCCAUUACUAACUCUGUAUCCAGCACUGGUACAGCUAAAAGUAGUUUCCUUUAUAAGGAACUUUGCUAGGUUGUCUGCUGUUCCUACUGAUCGUUAAAAAUGUAUGGUUGAUACAUCUUCUUCUAACUGCCUCUGUGCUGGACAGAUUUAAAGAGAACACUGAUAAUGGAUGCCAGUCAGCCUGGUAUCACAAAUAACUUAAAAAAGGUAUUUUGUUUUACUCCAAUCCCCAGUCUGCAGUUGGCCAUGAAUAUCAGUCCAAACUAUCCCAGCAUUGCUCACAGUCGGAUGCGGUGAAGGGCUUUGGUGGGAAAUUCGGGGUUCAAACAGAUCGAGUGGAUCAGGUGAGGAUUCUCCUAUAUUUAGAACAUGGUUGAGUUAUGUGGGAGCCUUCACAUGUGUUUACAAGUUAAUGACUUGCCCACAUCAUAAAAGUACAGAGGAGAGAGCGCUAGCCCUGGGGCAUCAGACCAGGGAAGGGGGAUAUACAUAGAUCCACUCACUGAUGCAUCAGGUGGCUUGGCAUGUGUUGCUGUCAUCACUCACUGCUCAAUCGGUUGCACCAGCUUUUGCAUAAUGUUCCCUCUAAGCACAUUUUCUGACAGGUCCACCUCUGGUCCCCGCGUGCGAUAUCACAACUAUGAUUUGUAAUGCUCGCGUUACAAUUUAAUAAAGGGGGAAAAGUGAGUGAUCUGUGUGAUGAGGAAACUGGUAAGUUCACACCUCUCAAUCCUUAGUGAUUCUGCACAUAGCAAGCAUUAAAGACAAUAAUUAUUUCUCGUUAGUACAUAUCUCCACAGUGUGUUAAGGCUAUAUUUGUUACUGGCCGCUAGAUAGUUUGCAGUCUUCUGUUUCCUGUGCAAAACAGAACAGUUAUCACAAAAGAGCCCCCCCCCCAAAAAAUAAAGAAAUGUGGUUUCCAUCCUCUAAAUGGCCUCGUACCUCUCAAUGUAUGGGAGAGGAUUAAAUGUCAGAGUAGGGAUUUAGAGACUAAAGAGUUUCUUAAAUAGACUUUGCCUCAACAUAAACUCUAAAUCUUAAUGAAAAUACCCCAAUACUCUCUGUGUGCCACAGCUCAUCCUGCUUUGUGAUGGUAACUGAGCAUUGGGAUCCUUGUUUGUUGUAACCAGUAGACCUUUUUUUAAUAUGCGAUCUAUCCCUUUAUUGCAGUCUGCAAUGACCUUUGAUUACCAAGGGAAGACCGAAAAGCAUGCAUCCCAGAAAGGUAAGACCGUUUGUAGCACCUCCUGGUGGUAUUUUAAAAACACUUUUUAUUUUUUGCUGGGUAUGAUAUCAGCCUUGAUUUAAUAUUGUUGGAUUAGCUUUUCAAAUUGUUUAAUAUUUUGAAAAAAAUGUGUGUUUAUAUAUGUUAUAUAUAUGUGUAUUUUAUUUUGUACCGAUAUAUAUAUAUAUAUAUAUAUAUAUAUAAAAAAAUAAUUAGAAAAGCUUGUCCAAAGAUAUUAAUUGAGACGUCAAUCGGCCCCAAAAUGUGCUUGCUUCAUACUCCAUUGCGCGUUCAAUGUAUACCUUAAUCACUUUCUUAAUAUGUUUAUACACUCUAAUUCUAUUGAAUCCACAUAGGCAAACACUAUGCUUGCGUGGGACUUCGAUAAACUAGUAUACAAUGUAUGUCUACAUAUAGAUAUAUAUUCCGAGUCAGAACCUGUAAGAUCCCCUAAAUUGUUCUCUUUUGAACAGAGUACUCCUCAACCUAUUGUUCCUGUAACAUUUUGUAAUUGUCGCAUUUAUUUUUAAAUUUCCACCUUUAUAAUAUUUUAAUAGCGAUAUGGACUAUGUUGGCGCUAUACAAAUGCCAAUGAUAUCUGUAGAUAUCAAGCUUCAAUAACUGCGGAUGGCUGCGGGGGGUACUGAAUUUUAUAUACAAGCAAUAUAAACAAAAAUCUAUCUGCUCACUGUAUGAAAAUUAGGUAAACACUGCCUGGUCAAGACCUUCUCUAGUGUGUAUUUAAAACCUUAUUCACUGGCCUGGCUUGCCUUGGGACAAACAUCUAAUAUGAAAAGAUUUCUAAUGAGACCCGCACACCAUUAGACUCUAAAACCCACCGCGCAUUGGAUAUUGUAUUCACAUUGCAGUAUCAAGGCUGUGAAAUACAAAUUCAAUAAAAAGACAUUAGACGUUCAUCUUCCUUGGGCAGCAGCUUAGACUACUUUAUUCAACCACAAUGCACAAGGAAAAUAAGCCAAAGGAUUUCCUGUGAAAUCAUUAAAAUCUGUUUUCCUUUCAGAUUAUGCCAGUGGAUUUGGUGGAAAAUAUGGGGUGCAGGCUGACCGUGUAGACAAAAGCGCCGUUGGUUUUGACUACAAGGGCAAGACGGAGAAACAUGAAUCUCAGAAAGGUUUGUGUCAGGGUAUUGGGGUACUGAGAGAGUCAGGGGAGAGAUUGCUUAUUUCCAGGGGUUUAAUAUAGCGUAAAGCACUGUAACAAAGAGAUGUAUUAAUUUACUAUUUACUGAAAGCUAGUAUGAUUAUUAAAGAGGGCAAAGGAUCAAUACUGGGGAUCGACCGAUUAUCGGUUUGGCAGAUAUAUUCCGAAUUUUCUGCAAUAUCGGUAUCUGCCCUUUAAAGAUAUCGAUAUUGCCCAUAAUGCAGACCAGGACCACCGGGCCCAUGACAACCAAGACGGUUGUCAUGGGCCCGGCAGUCCUGGAGGGCCCGCAGCAAGCUCUUACUUGCCUUCCCGGAAGCUCCCCAGUCUAAAUCUUGCGAGAGUUAGACAGGGGAGCUGAAGGGAGCUGCUGGGAAUGUAAGGGAGCGCUUACUGUGGUCCCUCCACUGCACAGUCCUUGCCACUGGACCACCAGGGAAUGCCAUAUCCAUCCUUCCUGGCCAGGUAACAAGCAGAGAGGGGGGACUAAAACAAAAGGUUUAAAAAUUAAACCCCCCCCAUUUUACACACGUUACAUACCUACACAAACACACACUCUGCAUUCAUUAUAUACACACACUACACAAACACACUGCAUUCACUUUACGCACACUACAUAUACAUACUACAUAAACACACACUGCAUCCACUACACACACACACAUUCUUGAAAACAUAACUUCUGACUGGAAUGUAUAUUUUGUGCAUUUACCUUAAUUAAAAAAAAAAAAUUGCAAAAAAAAUAAUAAAACAUGUUCAGUUAAUAGUAGAUUUGUGUAGAAAUAGUUUUAUUUUUUCAAAACGGUAAAUGUACAGGGUAUCGAUAAGUUAUCUACUAUCGGCCUGAAAGUUCCGAGAUUAUCGGUAUCGGCUUUAAAAAAAAUCAAUAUCGGUCGAUCCCUAAUCAAUACAUUCUAAUUAAUUGAGAGAUACUUUGUACCCUGAUCGAUCCCCUGUGACUCAGGAAACCUCUUUCAAUAUAUGUAAUUACAUAUGAAUGGUUUGGCUGAGUUGCAAUACAGUGAGGGAGUUAUUGCUUUUACAUUAGCUAGCAUUAUGGGCAUUGAUAGCAUAGGGAUUAUUUUCUGAUCUGCAAUACAAUUCUCCGUAGCUAUUUUUAUUUUCCCACAUAUAGUAAUUUGUUACUGGAACGUUAUUUCUGUGAUUAGAUCUUUGAUUUUGACGGAUUUGCCUGAUAUCCUUAAAUGUAUUCAUUUUUAGAGCUGUUUGAAUGCAUCUAUAUAUUUAUAUUGUGUAUAUUCUCACGUAAAAUUAUUGUAUAUUUUUAAAUAUAUCACAAUUUUUUUUAAUAAAAUAUCACUUUCUCAGAUGUAAUCUGGCCAGUCUUGUGCUUGUUUCCCAGAUUAUACUACUGGAUUUGGGGGAAAGUUUGGCGUGCAGGCAGAUCGUGUGGACAAGAGUGCCGUUGGAUUUGACUAUCAGGGAAAGACUGAGAAACACGAAUCACAGAUAGGUCAGUAUCAGCUUGUCGGAACUUUCCAAACAAGAUCAUCUGCCUACAUUGACACAGUGUGCAUGGCGAGAUCCGUAUUAUUGUACCCUUCACUAAUAAUGGCACUCUUGGUAAAUAUGAGCAAAGAAGGCUGAGAAACAUGGUCUUUGUUGUUUAAACCUUUUGCUCUUUGUUCGAAUAAUACAAAAAAAUACUCUGCUCUCAUUGAUAUCAAACAACUGGAAACACAACACAGGUUUAUUAAGAAAAGAAAAAAAAUAGAAACAUAGAAUGUGACGGCAGAUAAGAACCAUUCGGCCCAUCUAGUCUGCCCAAUUUUCUAAAUAAGAUAUAAAUGUAUGUAUGUGUGGCACAAUUAUUGGCACCCUUUUAGUCAAUAUUUUGUACUACAUCCCUUUGCAAAGACAAGAGCUCUGUGUCUUCUCCUGUAAUGUUUGAUGGAUUGGAGAAUACAUGGCAAGGGACCGGAGACCAUUCCUCCAUACAGAAUCUCUCCAGAUCAUUCAAAUUUCAAGGUGGUCGCUGGUGGACUCUCCUUUUCAGUUGACCCCACAGGUAUGCUACGGGGUUUAAGUCAGACAUGGCCGGGGUAGGAACUAGAUUUUGCGGUCAAUAAACCAUUUUUGCGUUCAUUGUUUUGGAUCGUUAUCUUGCUGGAAGAUCUAACCACUGCCCAUUUUAAGCUUUCUGGCAGAGGCAGUCACGUGUUCAUUUAAUAUCUGUUGAUAUUUGACAGAGUCCAUGAUGCCAAAUAACCUAAGAAAAUGUCUAGGUCCUAUGGCAGAAAAACAGCCCCACCUCCAAAUGAAACUUUGGGCAUGAAGUAUUUAUCCAUAUGGCUACCUCUCUGUGCUUGAUUUUAGGUUUAAUCUGAUCAUAGAACCCAGUCCCAUUUGAAGUUCCAGUAGUGUCUAGGAAACUGAAGACCCUUGAGUUUUUGAUGAGUAGAGUUCUUUUCUUGAAACCCAUCCUAACAUCUUGUGAUGAUGUAGUUGAUGUUGGAUUGUAGUUUUGGAAACUUUUUGACCCGGAGAUGCUUCUGCAGUUCUCCAGCUGUGAUCCUUGGAGAUUUUUUGGCCACUUGAACCAUCCUCUUCACAGUGCGUUGAAACAAUAUAGACACAAAUUGUCUUUCAGGUUGAUUCAUGGCAUUUUCGAAUGACUAGAACUCCUUAAUUAUUUCCCUGAGUGUGGAAACUGGCAUUUUCAAUGCUUUUGCUAUUUUUUUUACAGACCCUUUCCAUUUUGUGAAGCUCAACAACCAUUUUUUUUUUUUUUUUUUCAACACCACAUUUUCACAGCCUUCUUAGCACAUAUUCAUCAAGGGUGCCAAUAGUAGUGGAGGGAACUGUAAAUCUGAACUUUGUAUGAUCACAUAAAAAGUGUGCUCAGACCUUGCAAAUGGUUAUUCUAUGACUUUGAGGAUCAUACAUUCCGUUAGACGCUCACCCAGUCUUCACUGCUUCAAAAAAAUCAUUAAAAACUCACUUUUUCACAAGAGCAUAUCAAUGAAACUGUUAAUGGCUCCAAAAAAACGAACAUUAAGUCAUUGGAUACUAUUCUACCAAUCUACUACCCUAAUACUUCCCUUACCUUUUAUGUCACUAUACCCCACUUCCUCUAGCAUGUAAGCUCAUUGAGCAGAACCCUCAACCCCUCUGUUCCUGUGCAUCAAUCUUGACUGGAUACAACUACAUGUCUGUUCGUCCACCCAUUGUAAACUAUAUUUUUUGCUUUAUUGUACCAUGCAGAAAAUGUUCGCAGGAAAUUGUUUUGACCACUGUUUACCUUUCAUAUUUGACUUUUUAUUUAUUAUUUGUAUUAUACUUAUUAUUAGUAGUAUUAUUAUUAUUAUUGUUGUUGUUGUUGUUUUUAGUUAUUUUGUAUAAUGGCUUUCUUUUUUAGAUUAUUCCAAAGGCUUUGGCGGUAAAUACGGUGUUGACAAAGACAACGUGGACAAGAGUGCUGUUGGGUAUGAGUACCAGGCCAAGCCGGAGAAACAUGAAUCCCAGAAAGGUGUCCUGACUUUUAUCUUUUCUAAACCCUGCUUUCUGUAAUGCCAGUUAAUCACAGAGCGAUACUGUGCUGACGAUAUGGUAAACAAGUAAGGACGUCCAGACAGACUAAAGGUUGUUCUUUCCAAGCAGAGCUCAGGGCGGAAACUAGAAACGUCCAAAUAGGUUAGGGAAUUAGUUUGGUUGGGAAUUCCGCAGAAUUUUUAAAUGCUCAUUUUUUUAUUUUAUUUUUGUUAGAUUCCAUAUAACAAUUUAUUGUUAACAUUUUAAAAACCUGUGUGAUGUCACCAGAAUAAUUUUAUUUAUGUAGUGUGUGUUUGUGUGUGUGAACUCAUUUCAUACAAUGCACGUAUAGUUGUUUAGUGGAAGGAGCUAACACGUCUUGUUUCAGACCUAAUGUCUGGGUAAUUAUAGAACUAAUGAUGGCAGCAUUCAUAUACGCACAUUUUCUUUCUUUUAUGUGGGAAUGUCCUGAUCCAAUGGUCAAGACUUAAACUAGCUUUAUAAGCCCAAUACAAACAGGCCGAUGACACUUCCUUUCCAUCUGAUUCACACAAGGCAAGCCAUAAUACACCCGGCCACUAAGAACGACUAUUGUGCUUUGAGUCAGCCGCCGAUUCAUUUUUAAUUUAGUCUGCGCAGUUUGAGGCUUGCUGCUAGUUACCAGGACAAAUAUGGCUUUGCUAAUAGUCAUUGCCACAUGGUCAAUCAACUUGCCUGAAUUCAGGUUGAGCUUUAAAUCUUAAGGUCACAUGACAUUGGGGUAUGAUAUACCGUUUUAGCACCAACACUUUAAUUUUGGGCAACAAUUGCCGUGUGAUUGUCAAAAAUGUGCCCCUUCAUCAUUUUGACUUUAGUCUGCCCACAUCAAAUGCUGCCAACAUUAGCUCUAUGUAAGGUCUGCAGCUCUGGAUCUUGCUUAUAGGGUAAAGGUAUUCUAAUAUGUUCAUUUGUUGCAUGUUGUGCAGGUUGGGGUUAAAGUAAUUGCUGUUAACAUGCAUGUUUAGAACAUACAUGUGAGUUCCCUUUUCCUGGGUGUUUCACCUCUAUAUACUGUGACCUUAUGGAUGUUUAUCAUUAAACGGAGUUAACACUCUCUGCUGCUGGGAAGUGCUGCAAACCUUAUCAAGACCUUCCUGGCAGUGAGACCGUUAACACGGUAUUAAACCAUUUAAAACCAUUACCCGAUGACAAACAGCUCUUCUGCCGGGUACGUUCAAUGUGCUGUUUCAUCAUGGCCGUUUCUUGUUUAAUGGCUCGUGGAUUUCUGUGUGUAGACUAUGUGAAAGGGUUUGGAGGAAAGUUUGGUGUACAGACAGACAGACAAGACAAGUGUGCGCUUGGCUGGGAUCAUCAAGAGAAACUGCAACUACAUGAGUCCCAAAAAGGUACCUCCUACUGCGAUGAACAUUCUCUGUGUCACAUGGUAAUCUAGUGGUCUGUCUUUUCCUUUCUAACAUUCUGUAACUGAUACAUUACUGGCUAAUUCUUUCACCACUCUGGGAAUCUCUGCAUCCUAUCCUGUGGGUUUUCAUACUAACAUUUACAAAAAAUAACGUAUACUACUGGGAUUGCCAGGAACAUUGUGGGGAUUUAUAUUGGUAGAACACUACUGGAUUACACCUUCAUUAUGCCCAAACUGGUCAAGCAGGGCUUGGUUUGCAAAUUAAUUCUGAUUGCAGGGAAGGACAAUGACACUUCAUGUCAAAUCUCAUUCAAUGGACUUUAAAAAUAAAUACAAUUCAGGGUCAUUUAAUCUUAAUUUGCAUUUUUAUCAGUGUUUAAUAAUUACCUCUGAAGGAGGAAUACAUCCCACUAGAAUAGGGCAAUAACUCAACUGAUUUCAAUAAACACCUGAGAUGGAAUAUAAGAAAAUGAUGCUUUGCAGAAAUGGUAGUAGAUACCUUAAAUAGUCUUCCAGUGGAAAUGGUAAAGCUAAGGUCGUAAAUGAAUUGGGGAAUACUUUGGAGCUUCAUAAGAUUAUCCUGGAGACGAAAUCAGAAUAACGGGUAGAUUUUAUGCCCAAUCAUCUUUUAGAAAAUAAGCCUGCACAUUCAUUUAACUCUGGUUUAUCACUGGGCUGAUAUGCAAAGUUCUCCAUGGUUGAGAAACGCAUAUUGAAGGGCCUUUUAAAAAAGAGUUUGACUCUGUGUUACAGUGAACCUGUCAUUAAUGUUGUGGUAGGUUCACACUUAGGUAGUUAUAAUCUAUGCACUCUCUUUGCAAAGUCGCCUGCAAGGGUAUAGUUUCAAAUAUGUACUUACCUUAAACGAUUUCUACCGCGUACAGCGUGGCAGUCUGUAUGUGACGCUCAUAUUGCAAAUUGCACCUUCCAGUUCCUAGUUGGCAGAUGCAUAUAGAGAACUGCGACGUGACCAUCAAUCAGAUCCUCAGGAAGCCGUUCAUGGCAUCCAUGGAAUGCAGUCUUUACUGCCAUGCCUGCGGUCAGAACCUAUACAAUUAAGCAUGUCUUUGUCUUUACAUUGUGCUAGCAGUUUUGCCGGUAUAAUGUUUUGAUGAAAUAUAUAUGCUCUUUGAAGUCACACCACGUCACCCCGGGCAUGACCGGUACACUGUGAUCUCCUAUUUGUAGAAAGCGCAUCGGCCUUUGUAAAUUGUUGGGGUCUCUGACCCACGUUCCAGCAAUCUCAUGCAGGAAACGUAUCGCUGCACUGAAGAUGGAUUCCUAAAUUGUGUGUAAUGAGAAGUUUCCAGCCCCAGUAAAUCAGCCGACAAAGGUCACAGCGAUGCCUCCCGGACUUAUUACCCAGGUUAUUGCAUGGCUAAUUUGAUAGAUGUGCAGCUAAUGACUUGUUCUGAUGUGUGAAGCGGGCUUUGGGGUAAGCGAUGCAGCAGAUCAUUAGUUACUAUAUCCCUGUCCCUUGAACUGGUCACGCAAUCAGCACUUUUAUACAUCUUUAAAUAAAUGUAUAAUGACCUAAAACUGCAGACCUGGGAUGAUUUUAAUCCUGUGAUUACCCUAGAACACGGAGGCGGCCAAUUUAUUGUACAACCCUCUGGCACCCAAAUGGUUAAUGCAAUAUCUUAAAAUCAGCCACUUUUUACAUUAAAAGAUGUUCAAUCUUUAUAAUUCCUUACCGAUGUUUCACACAUUGUUAAAUCAACGGCCUGAUAACACAUCGAUACAUUUCUUAAUUGUAUGGUCAGAAAAUAAGACAAAUGUUCCAUUUUGCACUUCUUAAACCUGUGGUCACUGAUAAACCAUUGUGUAAAUAGGUUUAUUUUGUUUGUCUAAAGAUGUCCAUCAUCUCUUGGGAAUUUAAGGACCAUAACAUGGGAACAAGCUUGGACCUUGAUUUGAUAUUGUUAGAUACUCUUUUCAAAUUUGUAAUAUUUUUUUUUAUAUGAUUCUCGCAUACAAGACCUUAGUUGGUUAAUGAUCCAAUGGUAUUUGAUACUCAGGUACAGAUCGAUUUUCAAGAAGGUUGUCUCAGCCUUUCAUCUGUGUAGGUCCAUAAGUUGAUGUACUAAAUCUUUAUCCCUAGAUCACUCUGACCAGUGGUAUGCAGUAUCACCUCAACUUAACCCUUCGUUAAUUCUCCACAUUUCCAGCUUCAGAGUAAUUUUAUUGGUACAGCUGUCUGUUUUCCCCCAGCUAAAGAGAGAGUCCCAGCCCCAGCUCUCCGCGCCCAAGACAAUUACAUGCCCCCUAUAUUGACUCUUCAUUUCCCAGUUUGAGUCCCCUUUUGUGUCAGGGCUUGUAUACAAGUCACACGUAAAUAGGAUUUCAGUUCCAUAGUACAGUGUAUUAAACUUCUCUGCAUAUAAAUAAAAUGAUGGCAGCAAAAUGUAGAACACAUUUUGUCACCACUAUUACCUCUUUAACCCCUCAAGGACACAUGACAUGUCAUGUUUCCCUCUUAUUCCAGAAUUUUUGGUCCUUAAGGGGUUAAAGGACCACUAAAGUCACACAGGCCAUUUAAUCUCAAUGCAGGGGUUAGUCCUUUUAACCCUGCGAUAUACACAUUACAUACAUUUCAGGGAAGACCCCCAUAAAAAGCAUUGAUUAAAUACUUUCCUAUGGGGAGGCAUGGAUGUGUGUGUGCUGUAUGAGAAGCAUUGGAUUGGACCACACCGGAGAAGCCAUGCCUCCUCCAUAAUGUUGUGGGAGGCGGAGAGGUAAAAAGCUCCAAAAGGGCUUUGGCUCUGGAAUACUUUUUCUUUUUCUUAAUUUUUAACUGCAUUCAGGGUAACCUGAACAUACAUAGGGACAGGGACUCUCUAUAGUGUUUGGAAAACAGGGGGUGAGGGGAUCGCAGCACUUCAGUAAUCCUUGAUAAAGAUAUAUGUGGAGAGAACCAGAGAAGAAAUAAUAGUAUUUUUUUAAACUGUAGUUGUGAUAGGUAAGAUAAAAGAUGUGCACUCACACUUUUCUGGAGCUUCAAUACAGCUCCAGUGUAUGCGCCUGAGCGGAGUAAUCCCCAUAUGGAUCAAGUGCAGAGGUAAUUCUUCGAAUUAUAGGUGUAGUAGAGGGUAUCCUCGUAAAAAAAUAAAAAUCAAAUAUGGUGAAGUAUGUAGAGCUAUGGAGCAAGGGUAGGUAAAAACUAUAAAAUGUACACUCAUUUGUAAAGGAAAACCUGGCUCCUCUGAUGAUGCUUGAAGUGGCAUGAUCCCCACUCAAGGAUAGAGGUGUAAAUAUAAAUUCUUCAGUCUGUGUAUAUGAGAACUUGGUAACCCAUUACGUCUUCCUACAAACCGAUACUUGUGUGCUUUAUACCAUUUCUUCCAGAAGGCUAUAUCUGGUCUCUACUACCUUUUUGUAAAUCAGUAAAAUGCUACAGAAAGAGUAUGGAUUUAAGGUGUUGCGGUUUCCUUGAACACCUUGUAUCAUUUAAUACAUUGAAAUUAUGAAAUAUUUUAUCUUACUAUAAAUUGGUGGUAAUACAGUAAAUAACACAUUUAUCAAUGAUUUCUUUCAGAUUAUUCUAAGGGGUUUGGUGGAAAGUAUGGUGUACAGAAAGAUCGGAUGGACAAGGUACCUGAGCGUGAUCUAAAUUAAUUCCAGCAUGUCAAUCACUGACCAAUACUCAGAGGUUUAGUUUUAAACUGUACCUUUUAUUAUACAAUGUUUGGUGUAUCUGUAACGAGGUUAGUUAUUUUAUGAUGGUUUUAAUCCCUCUUAAAUAUAGUAAAAACUUGCCUUUUUUCCAAGACCGUGCCCCAGGGUUAGCUCCACCUCCAAUCCACCUCCUUGGCUGAGAUCCUCAGGAUUGAUCAUCUCGUCCAAUCACAAUGGACCCAUAGGAAAGCAUUGGAUUGACUAAGAUCGUCAAUUAUGAUGAUCUAUGCUAAGGAGGCGGGACAGGGCAGAGCCAAAGGCAGCCCUAAUCAAUCAGCAUCUCCUCAUAGAGAUGCAUUGAAUCAAUGCAUCUCUGAGGAAAGGUUAGCACCUCCAUGCGGAGCGCAGCACUGACCCAGGAAGCACCUCUAGUUGCUGUCUGAGUGACUGUCACUGGAGGUGUCUCUAGUUAGUAAAGUAAGCACAUUUCUCUGAAAAAGCAGUGUUUACAUUAAAAUGCCUGCAGGGACUGACAAUAUUCACCAGAACAACUACAUUAAGCUGUAGUUGAUGUGGUGACCAUAGUGUCCCUUUAUAUAUACUCCUCCUACACAAAGUGGUCACCCUAUAAUGUUUAGUAAGUGUUCCAGUUGCCUCUCAGUGCGUUCAUUUCAGAAUGCCACACAUAAAGGCACUUAUUGUAGCUGCCUCAUUUGUUGUUUUAAACUCUAUUUAUAUGUGAAGUGAUAAAAUCCGUUUUUCAUUACUAAUCUUUACAUUUGCUGGAUAUUUUACAAUGUACAUAUUCAAUCUUAUAUCUUCUUGGCUGUGCCUUUUGGCAUUGCGGAAUUGAGUGAAUAUCAAUGUGAGAUCAAAGUCUGAUUUUCCAUUUAUAACUCCCUAAACAUGGAAGAACCUUUUGUGUCUUGAAAAUUCUCUUACAAACUUUUACUUUGAGCUGUGUAGAGUUGACACCCAGGUGAUUUAACACUGAUUUUAAUGGCCCCAAAUUCAGUGCAUUGCACCCUCAAAGUUAACAUGUAUUCUGGUUGCAUUCGGAGACCCGCAGUCACUCUGUGUCUGAUUUACAGGCCGCAGCAUCAUUUGAAGAUGUUGAGAAAGUUGCUCCAGCCUAUCAAAGGACACGGCCAGUGGAAGUCGGUAGGUAAUUCCUCGGAGUCAUUGGGAAUUCCUGCUUUUAUUAAUUGGCUAAGUAGACAGGAUUCAAGCAUCUAAAAUUGAUGGAAAUAAGAAAAGUGGGGACCUCGUGUCGGGGCACAUCUAACACUUAUUUACUGAUAUUUGGCUUAAAAGAUGCACAUUUCUAGUUGCAAUCACUGUGGGUGCCUUUCUGCUCCGGUGUUGCGGUAUGUAUGAUGUCACAGAUUGUAAUUUGUAUGAGAACAGGCCAUGUUUGCCGCUCACUCUUUUUUGGUGGGAUGUCUGAACACAUCGACAUUUUCUUUUUCCUUGCACAUUCCAACACAGUUUGCUGUUUCACACACAGAGGGGAAUAAAGCCAGUAGCAUCCGAGCAAACUUCGAGAACCUGGCAAAGGACAAAGAGCAGGAAGACCGCAAGAAAGCAGAAGCAGAGAGAGCACAGAGGAUGGAACGAGAACGGCAAGAACAGGAACAGGCAAGGAAGAAUUUGGAGGUCAGUGCACCUUGGAUGGUUCUUACCAAAUUACACCUGGAGAAAUUUUUAAGAAAAUGAAUACAUUUAGAGCAAUCGCCACGGGAAUGGAAACAGUACUACUUCCCAGCUGCACCAGUUCUCCCAUGAUAAACAUAGUGUGGGUUUGUGCUAGAUCUCUCUCUCCUGGCAGCAGCACUUAAUGACAGACCUUUGCCCCACCAACAAGAAGAUAAAAGACCUACAGUGCUAAUAUCAGUGUAUUUAUUUAAAAAUAAAAAAUGUUUAAAAAAAAAUAAAAACAUGUAUCUGUUUUUAUAUAUUUUAAGGAACAAGAGAAAGCUAAGCCUGUGACUCCUGCAUCUCCUCCAAGACCUCGCCAUGUGGUAGAAGAGCCCCCGGAAAGCCCUGUGUAUGAGGUUCGUAUUGAAUCAAAGGAAAGGGCCCUGCGUUCUGCGUGCUCUAAUGGCCUUAUUGAAACGUACCGAGUGAAAAUAGUACUUCCUAUAACUAAUAAUUAUUCACAUUACAUGGCAGACUUAUUACAGUUUGUUAUAGUGAAUUUUUGCACAAUCUUGAUAACGAUCUGUAAAAGUUUGCUCUUUUUUAUUAUUACUAUUUUUUUUACAUUACAUUUUUGUUUCCUGUCUCACUACACACUCCAAUAAAAAUGCCAGUUACACAGAAACAUAGAAUGUGACGACAGAUAAGAACCAUUCGGCCCAUCUAGUCUGCCCAAUUUUCUAAAUACUUUCAUUAGUCUCUAGCCUUAUCUUAUAGUUAGGAUAGCCUUAUGCCUAUUCCACGCAUGCUUAAACUCCUUUACUGUGUUAACCUCUACCACUUCAGCUGGAAGGCUAUUCCAUGCAUCCACUACCCUCUCAGUAAAGUAAUACUUCCUGAUAUUAUUUUUAAACCUUUGUCCCUCUAAUUUAAGACUAUGUCCUCUUGUUGUGGUAGUUUUUCUUCUUUUAAAUAUAGUCUCCUCCUUUACUGUGUUGAUUCCCUUUAUAUAUUUAAAUGUUUCUAUCAUAUCCCCCCUGUCUCGUCUUUCCUCCAAGCUAUACAUGUUAAGAUCCUUUAACCUUUCCUGGUAAGUUUUAUCCCGCAAUCCAUGAACCAGUUUAGUAGCCCUUCUCUGAACCCUCUCUAAGGUAUCAAUAUCCUUCUGAAGAUACGGUCUCCAGUACUGUGUACAAUACUCCAAGUGAGGUCUCACCAGUGUUCUGUACAAUGGCAUGAGCACUUCCCUCUUUCUACUGCUAAUACCUCUCCCUAUACAACCAAGCAUUCUGCUAGCAUUUCCUGCUGCUCUAUUACAUUGUCUGCCUACCUUUAAGUCAUCAGAAAUAAUCACCCCUAAAUCCCUUUCCUCAUAUGUUGAGGUUAGGACUCUAUCAAAUAUUCUGUACUCUGCCCUUGGGUUUUUACGUCCAAGAUGCAUUAUCUUGCACUUAUCCACAUUAAAUGUCAGUUGCCACAAUUCUGACCAUUUUUCUAGUAUGUGCAAAAAACUAGACUGUAUAUGCUAUACAGAAAUAGGGCGCCACUUAUCACCAAAUAUAAAUACUGGAUAUAGUUACCCUCCAGCGAGCAAAUGAGGAUAUUCACAUAAAAAAUAUAAAAAGAGAAAACAUCAUAGUGCAAACUUUUAAUUCAAAGUGAUAAAAAAUAUAUAAAUAAAAACACUCACAAACAGUGUGGCACAAUUGACAAAAUCAAUAUGUGCUAAAGUGCUGAUGCCUAUAAUAGGCUAAAUCUCCCGGUCUUAGCAGUCUGUGGACGUCUGUAUAGAAGCUGUAGCAAGGACAGAUAGAACAGUUCACCAUCAGCUGAUCCAAUUCCCCGGGUUUGCUCAACGCGUUUCGUCUGUUCUUAAUCAGACUUCCUCAGGAGCGAUCCAUAGUCUUCUCUAUCCGGCAUUUAAAUAUGCCGGGUGGCGUCCUUUCUGUGCAAUUGCGCAUGCGCGCGGGCACCGGCGUGAUGACAUACCAUUCGCCGGCGUCCGGCGCGCAUGUGCGUUCCACCGUGGAACGCAGGCAAAAAAACUUUAUUAAUCUAAGCAACACUGACAACACUGGAACUAAUGGAAAAACGAAACCAGUGUGUUCCGAUGCUAUUAUAUGUUAGAUGCACAUAUAGAGAAGAUUCUAAUGGAACAUAUAAUGUGAAUAUAUAUAAAAUAAAUAUAUAUAAAAUGAAUAUAGAUACAAUUUAGAGAGAAGAAAAAGAAACAAGAAAAAAGAAAUGUGUGUGUGUGUAUAUAUAUAUAUAUAUAUAUGUGUGCAUAUAUGCAUGUAGUGGUAAUAUGUGAAUCCAACAUAUUACAUUAAAUCAAGAUCAUUUCAAUUCACAUAUAUAUAACAGUAUUAAUGGUAAUAUAUAAAUAUUUGAAACUAACGUAGUUUAGACAGGACAUUAUUUUAAACAGGGCAUAAUUUCAAACAGGACAUAGUUUUGAACAGGACCUAAUUUUACAAGGGCAUGAUUAUAAAAAUACAUAAUUAUAAGAACAUCAUUAUAAAAUUACAUAAUUCUAAACAGUUCUAAAUUAAUAUGACUCUCUAAAGCAACAAAUAUCUAUUGAAAAUAUUAGAAUUUUAAAAAAGACUUUAAUUUAAAAAUGCUAACAAGUAUUCAAAUAACUCAAUUAAGGACGGAUAUAAAAUAGAAGGAAAGGAACAAAAGAGAGGGGAAACAAAGUUAGUAAUUUUUCAAUCAAUCAUAUAAUCAGUUAUUCGAUUUUAUACUGAUAUACAAAUAAAAUAUAAAAUAUAAACCGAUGUGACAUUAAAAUCAGUGUAAAAUGUGUCAUCUUGGUGGAAUUAGUCCAUAAACUAAUUCAGUGUAAAAUGUGUCAUCUUGGUGGAAUUAGUCCAUAGUUUAUGGACUAAUUCCACCAAGAUGAACAUUUUACACUGAUUUUAAUGUCACAUCGGUUUAUAUUUUAUAUUUGAUAUAUAAUUUUGUAAAUUAUAUUAACUAUACUUAUUUGUAAUGUUUCUAGACUGUACCGCUGUGCUGCCUCCAUAGCUGUAAGGACUGUAUAUACGGAGAGCAGGUGUGACUGCCUCUAUAUGACAUGUUUUCAUUGCAUGACUCCUACUGUGUGCCCGCAGGCUAGGAAUUGUCAUAUGUCGUGUCACUUGGGGUGGGCAGGCUGCUAAAAUUUGCUCAAAGUUUUCACUCACCCCUGGAAUGUAACACAUUUGUUUUGGCAAGCAGAAAUUAACCCCUGUUGAGUGUGCCAUGCACACUCCAGGCUUGCAGUGGCAAGUACUUUUAAGGAAUGGCAAGUAGCGUAGGCUUGAAAUUCUAAGCCCUGAUCUAACCUGUAACUUUGCUAGGUGUCUUUAGCUCAAUGUAUGAUUACACUAAUGUGUACCUGAACGUGAUCUUGCCGUACAAUUUGUGGCUGACAUCUUCACUUUAAGAAGCUUUGAGAAUUAAUAUUUGCACUAAUGGCAAUAAUGAGCAAUGCAGACUGGGCCGUGCUGAGUAACUACAUCGUGUUAUUGGACUGUAUUCCGAAGCAGAAGCUGGAUGUGGGUAACAGAAUGUUGCUACGGAAUGUCUACUGCUUCUCUCUAGAUCCAGUGAGAUUGGUGGAAUCCCAUGUGAAAGGCUGCAGUGUGUAGUUUUCUUUUGUAACCAUGCAACCAAGUGAAGUUUCUUUCCCCAUCCUUUAGAGGGAGUAUAGUUUACAGAAAUCUGCAGAUAACUAGUGACAGUAAGUGUUGGCUUGCUGUGAUCAGAUACUUGUUCUUUGUGCAGGAUGCGACUCCAGUUUAUGAAAAGAAGCCUGAAAGCCCUCCUCGGGCCUCCGAGCCCAUGUACACGGAGGAGGCUACGUACCAGGAUGCCAUGAGCCAAGGAAAGGAUGUUCAUGAUGCGGAGGCAGUGUAUGAAACCACAGAUGAUUACCAGGAUGGUAAGGGAAGCAAUACUUUUUAAAACCUACAGCACGUGCAGAGCGCAGUGUUAGUAACUGAUCUAUGCAUUUUCUCUUCUUAUUGUAGUGGAAAAUACUUAUGCUGAGUAUGAAGGAGAUUUGGGGACUACAGCUAUUGCCCUCUACGACUAUCAAGCAGGUUGGUGUAAUCAGGAUUUGUGACUCUGUUCUUUUUUUUUUUUAAACUUGGAGGUGUGAAAGUGCACAGUCCGCACACAAUUCUUUGACUUCUGUUGUACUGUCAUUCAGUCAAAAUAUCCUGUCUUUCUCUCCCCUAGCUGGUGAUGACGAGAUCUCCUUUGACCCCGAUGACAUUAUCACAAAUAUCGAAAUGAUCGAUGAUGGUUGGUGGAGAGGCCUCUGCAAGGAACGUUAUGGGUUGUUCCCAGCGAAUUACGUGGAACUUCGCCAGUAAAACCAGUUCUUUAGUCUAACUGCACUCUCUCAUAGCAAAGAAGGCUUCAGCAGCCUGCCAGUCUGGCUAACACCAUACCUUGUGGUUCUUUGCAGUGCCGGGACAUGUGCCAUCUUGUGCAGAGAUGGCCAUAACACUCUUUCUUUUGAGUUUUGCCGUAAUCAACUGUGCUGGAUUCUUACCUUACAAAUCAUGUUAUCUUUAUUUUGUUUGUUUUUUCUUUUUCGGAGUGGGAGCAGUAUUUUUUCUUCUUUUUUAUAUUAAGAAAUCUUAUGUCAAGCUUUUACAGUGCAGUUUUUCCUGCCUUACGAGUACCUGAGUGAUGUGGAUCAUGAAUGCAAUGCACAUCCCUCUGGUCCUUUAACUGCUGGUGCUGGAUGUGCCUCCUAUGCAUUGGUAAUUGGGUUAAGGUUGAAUAUGUGCCUCAUGCUGUUUGGGUGGCUUCACACCCCAUGGCUCAGAUUUUUAAGCUUUACAAACCCUGUGUGCAAGAAUAGAGGCUACCUUUAUUCCAGUCCUAAAGUUUACAUUCAGUGCUUUUCGUCUGCAGCAAACUGGUCUUAACGUUUGUGUUCCUACGUGAUUAACAUGCUAUCGUAGUCUGCUAUAGUACACGCUACAAAUAUUACGUUCUGCUGGCUAAGUCAUGCUUUCACUAGCUGAACUUAGUGUGUCCGCUCUGUCUAUGGGGAUUUGCAGGUAUUGGCUUCCUUGGAUUAGCACCUCUAAGUGAACAAUACUGCAAAUAUUUAGGUAUGUCAUUCUGGAGGAGAUUUCUGGGGCUUUCUGGGACUUUUUAAUGAAAAUAAAUAAAAUGUGGUAGACGGCGUGUGCUCAUAAUAGAAUUCUUGUGAAAAAAAUACAUCAUUUUACGUUAGUGCCAUGCUUUUCCUCUGCUCCAACACAGUGAGAAUUCUCUAAUUUUACGGAUGUUCAAACAGCUCCUUCACUUCGUAUCUAUCUUCUCGUCGAUCCUUUCAGUGUUACCAAAAAUGCCAUAAAAACAAAAUACACAGACUGCACUGCUUCCAAAACCUGAUUCAUCUGCUUUUAAAAAUCUAUUGAGUAGGAAAAAGGUCAUUGCUAAGGGUCAAAUACUGUUUUUAACAUGAAUUCUUAUACAUUUAGCAUUUUUUUUUCCAGCGGUUCCGUUGCAUUUAUUAAAUAGACAUUGAGAUUUUGCUACAAUUCCUGAAAGAUUAGCUCAGUCUAUUCUUCACUACAAGCAGUCCAGGAUUUUGCUAUAAUCCACCUCAAUCGAUAUAUUUUGGUCCAGGUAAAUGACAUCCCUCCUACUAUAUGGUUUAUAUAUAAAAGUUCUGGACCAUUUAAUAGUCUGAAACCAGAAGGUGUAAGUGUGGCAUACAUUUCCCAUGUUGCACCACACCUGUGAGUUAUUAUGGGUAAUGUCUUUACAUGCAAUGUCCUGUUUUAGUUGUCAUUGAUGUAGAGCCUGCAUCGCAAGCAUUUGUCAUUCCAGAUAUUAUUUGAACUUGAAACCCCAAUAUCCUCAGCAUUCUUUUUAACCAGGAAACGCCAACAAAUAACUCUUCAGUUGCUGGACUCUGUGCUGUUCUUAGAAUGACCUGAGCAGGAUGUUGGGAUUUUAGAAAUGAUCCGUUGACUGCGCCUUCUAUACUGUAUGGGUUUAGACGUUGCCUGCUCCUGGUGUAAAAGAUGUGAUGAGCCCCCGUAGCAGUGUAACACAAGCUGGGUGGGUUUUUAUGCGGUUUCUUUGAUCCGGGUUUUGCAUACAGCAUUUCAUGGAUGAUCUAUAGUUUUGUAAAUGAAGCUUCAAUAAAGGUUUUUUUGUUUUGUUCUUUUUUUCCCAUCUAACUGUGAUUGCAUUUUUUUUUUUCUGAUUCUAUGCUGGGGCUGAAGGGGAAAAUAAAAAAAGGUAAAACACAGCUCUUGUUUGGUAAACACCCGUGUAGGGUCUUAGCACGAAGGGAUAAGACCUUCUCGGACAGUCCUAGUCCACACCUGCUGGUGAAAAUGUAAUGGAAAACAGGAAUGCAGGGAAACUGGACGGUUGGGUCCUUCACGAACUCCUCUACCAGACAAUGUCAAUGUGUAUGUGAACAUGAUGAGCUCUGUGUGUACAUUAGGCAUCAAAUCACAUCCCAGGAUCCUAAAAGAGAUGCACUUCUUACACUUACAUAACUAUUGAUGCAUUUGGAGCCUUUACUGAGGUUUUACGAUGUACAGUUUUCUAGGAGACAAAUCACUUGUAAUAUGCUGUUGC